AUGGAAUCUAAAGGAGUUAUUGGGAUCGUAGGUGCUGGAAUUGUUGGUUGUGUAAGCGCCCUCGCCUUCCACGAUCGUGGAUACGAUGUAGCGUUAUUUGAAAUGAGGUCAGACCCCAAAUCCGCCAAGUUAAGCAACCUUAAGCUGAUCAACUUGUCAUUGAGUAAUAGAGGUAUCAGGACAUUGAAGCUUGUUAAUCCUGAAUUAUGUGACACCAUUAUGAAGGAAACCGUUCCAUUAUAUGGUAGAAUGAUCCAUGAUUUGAAAGGAAAUGAGAUUUCCCAGAAAUACGGUUUGUUCGGAGAAUACAAUAACUCCAUUGAUAGAGGAUUGCUUAACCAACUUUUGAUCGAAGAAGUCAAACAAAAAGGAAUUAAGGUAUUCUUCAACCAUAAACUCGUUCAUGGGGAAAAUUUUGAUAAUCAUCCAAAACUUGUGUUCUCCACAAAUGGAGAAGAACAGUCUUACGACUUCGAUUAUGCAAUUGGAGCUGAUGGAGCUUUCUCCCAAUUCCGUUACCAAAUGCAAAAACAAUUAAGAAUGAACUUCAGUCAAAAUUUUAUCGACAUGCAAUACAUGGAGUUAUUCAUACCUCCAAAUAAUGACGCCUCCGCUACCUCCAAGUACAGAAUCGACCCAAAUCAUUUACAUAUUUGGCCCAGAGAGGAUUUUAUGUUAAUCGCGUUAGCUAACGGUGAUGGAUCGUUUACUUCGACCUUUUUCAGUCCAUGGUCAGUCAUUGAGGGUAUGAAGACCAGUGAUGAGUUUGUGGACUUUUUCCAAAAGAAUUUUCCUGACGGAUAUGAACUUUUAGGUAGGGAACAUCUUGUAGAUGCUUUUGACAACAAGCCUCGUGGAGCCUUGGUACAAAUAAGUUCAUAUCCUUACCAUUCACCAACAGGGAAAGCUCUCAUUAUUGGGGAUGCAGCUCAUCUGAUGGUACCAUUUUACGGUCAAGGGUUGAACUGUGGUUUAGAAGACGUGAGAAUCUUAUUGGAAUUACUCGAUGAGACUGGCGAUUUGUCUGAGGCCUUCAAGACCUAUAGUCCUAGUAGAAGAGAUGAUUUGACUACUAUCUGUAAAUUAGCCAUGGACAAUUAUAAUGAGAUGGCUUCUAAAGUGACCAAAACAUCAUUUUUAUUGAGAAAGAAGCUUGAUUACUACUUUGGGAAAUAUGCUAACGGGGUUCUCUUUCCUUGGAUUCCAAUGUACUCCAUGAUUUCCUUUCGCGAUGAUAUCAACUACUCUAAAGCAGUAGCCAUUGAAAAUAGACAGUCAAAGAUACUCCAUUACCUCCAGAUAGGAUUGAUCGGAACAGUAGCGUUAGGGGUUUAUCAUGGAGUCAAAUGGUAUGAGAGAUUAGCCAGACAAUAG
This is a messenger RNA of Yamadazyma jaroonii, 1374 nucleotides long. Lineage: Eukaryota; Fungi; Ascomycota; Pichiomycetes; Serinales; Debaryomycetaceae. The record is from the annotation of a GenBank genome assembly.